AUGAUUGAACCUGUGUCUUUCUACGACACAACGAAGAUGGCCCCGCCAUUUUCCAUUACCGAUAUGAACGAGGAUUUGCCUUCAACCUUUGGAGAUGAGGAUGCACUACUUUCCUUAGAUCCUAGCUCAGACAUGUUUUCCACUUCUCGCACGGAAACCGUCAACACUACCAUUCCUUCCUCUCCUUCUUCUGAUAUGCAGUCCCUCGCAAAUUCCAUGAGGACUUCUGAAUUGAGAAAGCCAAAGACCACGGUUGCAAUUGCACUUCAUUAUCAGCAGGACAACUCUGCUGGCUCCAUUAAGGGUAAUUUGGAUUUUGCUUCUAUGGGAUUGAUUGGCCGCGAAACGGAAGUAUCGACGCUCCGUUAUUGUUUGGCAAACCUCAUGGCCACAGAUUCAUCUUCAGAUAGCGAUGGCAGCAACGAAACUGGACCAUUCAAGGAACUGGUCUUUAUCAAAGGGCAAAGUGGAGUUGGCAAGUCUUCAGUUGCCAGGACAGUCGAACAGGAUCUCAAACAAGAAGAACGUAGCAACAGCAACUACAAUGGACUGUUUAUCGACGCCAAAUUUGAUAUGAAUACUAUGGAUGAACCAUAUUCAGGCAUAUCCAAGAUAUUUGAUAAAAUCUGCCGCAAGAUCAAGGAAGUCAAGCAGGAAUCGAUUCCUGAGAUUCAACAAGCAUUGAAAGACGGACUUGGGAAGGAACUUCGACUCCUGAUGCACUUGCUUCCGGAACUGAAGAGCCUGAUGGCUGAUGACGAUAGUCAGUCCACCAAAUCAUCUUUUGAUAUCGAUGCAUUUGAAAGUGGCACAGAUCAGCUACGUUAUGCAUUUCGAGUGUUGGCUAGGGUAUUUGGAGCUGUCUUUUCUCCACUUGUCAUCUUUUUUGAUGACUUGCAGUGGGCGGAUAUGUCGUCACUUCAAGUAUUGGACUAUUUGAUCUCAGACACUCAAAACCCAAAUGCCAUGAUGAUCAUUGGAAGUUACAGAUCCGAGGAAGUCAAUGAGAACAGUUUGCUCUUCAACAAGAUAGUUGCUUUCCGAGAGAAGGCAACGAAGUUCCACUUUCAUGUUACCGAAAUGGAGAUCAAAGCAUUCGAUGCAGCUACUGUCGAGAAGAUUAUUGCCACCACCUUGACGCCUGAGACUAUGGAACAAGGCGUAAGAUUGGCAUUGAUAUGUAUCAAGAGAACCCUUGGAAAUCCGUUCUUUGUCUUUGAAUUCCUCAAGAUGCUUCACCACGAAGGACUCCUUGCGUACAACUUAUCAUCGCAACGUUGGACUUGGGAUAUGGAAAAGAUCGAGGACGCAACCAUGUCCACUGCCAAUGUCGUUGCCCUAUUACACAAUCGCAUGAAGAAGUUACCCAACCAAGUUCAAAUUCUACUUCAAGUUGCCGCGUACUUUGGGUCCUCGUUCUACGAGCCAACACUCGAUAUGGUUUGGGAUCACCAUGGUCGAAGAUUGGUCGGAGCGAAGAUCGAUAAGGUUUCCAAGCUACUUCCAGGGGUUGUCCAAGACGACUUUUUGGAACCAUUCGGGGAGAAUCACUACAGAUGGGUUCACGACAAAGUGCAAGAGGCCGCGCUGUGCUUGACGGGGAAGCAUCGUGAGUCAUUUCAGUUGGACAUUGGUACAACUUUGUACUAUUGCUUGGAUAAAGAGCACUUGGAAGAUGACUUGUUUAACGUCGUCGAUCUCAUUAAUCGUGGGAAUGUCAACAAGAGAUCCGAAUUUGCGCUUGCUAACAUGAGAGCAGCAAAGAAGGCACGAAGCAUUUCGGCCUUUGAGUCGGGAGCAAAGUACGCUGCCCACGGGAUCGAGAUUUUGGACGAGUCCACUAAAUGGACCGAAAACCGGCAACUCGCUUUGCAGUUGUAUACAAUAGGGGCCGAGAUGAAUCUUGUGGCUGGUAACAUUGUUGCCGCAGAGGAAUACUGUGAAGUGGUACUUGGUCGGUCAGAGUUAUCAACAAUGGAAACUCUCCCACUGAAGAUGGUGCGAGCGAAGGCCCUAUCGACGAUGGAACUCAAGUUCGACGAAGCUCUCGAAUACUGUCUGAAGCUGUUGAGAGAAAUCGGAUGCAAGUUGACAUGGCCAAGAAGCUUGGUACCGGUCCAAGCGCUGACGAUGGUCCUACGAACCAUCAAGAAGCUAGAGAAGGUACCAGAAGGCUCCUUCGAGACUAUGACCGUCAUAAAAGACAAACGGCAAAAGGCUGUUGCGAGUCUCUUGUCGAUGAUCUUGUACAUAUCCUAUCAUUCUGGUAACAUUCAUCUGUCCUUCGUUUGCAUUUGCAAGUUGGUGGAGAUGACUUUGCAGCACGGAAUUAACGAAUUCUCUGCCAAGAGCAUUGCUUCAAUCGGAAUAAUUUUGAUUGUAUUGAACAAGGACCCUGCCAAGGCCGAAGAAUACGGCAAUAUUGCACUUUCCAUGCUCGCAAAGUUUGGCCGAAUGCGAAGUGGCGAGACGACCUACCUUACAUAUGCCCAUGUCAUGGCUUGGUUUCGACCAUUGGAAACCUGUUCUGCACCAAUGAUUGAUGGGUACAAGAAAGCUCUGCGAGCAGGAGAAACAGAGUUCGCCCUUUGGAAUCUCCUAUCAUACGUGGCAAUGGUUCCAUACAUUCUUGGAAAGCCAUUGGAGCAGAUUCUCCAAGAGUGCCCGAAGGCCAUGAUCCAAUUUGAAGAGGCUGCUUCCGCAGUCCAUGUCUUGGACAUGCGGGUCUUGAUGCAGAUGCUAUCAAACUUGAGCGAUCCAUCCUGUCCUGAUCCUUCCAAGCUGGAAGGUGAGAUCUUCAGCAAAGUGCAUGAUGACGAGAAGGAGGCAAAGGUCCAUCUCGCCAUUUCCCAUUUUGCCGAAGGCGAGCUUCUGUUGUUCCAAGGCGACUAUGUCGCUGCCGCCGACAGAGCGAUAAAUCUGGGAGAAGUUCACACCGAAUUGGUUCCUGGGAUCUACACCAUUAUGAUCGAGACUUUUCACCGAGCGGUUGUUUUGUACGCUGCAGCUUUGAAGACCAAGAAGAAGAAGUACAGAGUUCAUGCGAAGAAGGUACGAAAGAAGGUCUCCGGCUGGGCGAAAGCCGGCAAUCCGAAUGUCGAGUAUUUCGAUUUGUUCUUGACAGCGGAACAGCUGGCAUUGGACAAGAAGCUGGACGAAGCUCAGCCCAAGUACAAAUCUGCGAUCAGGUUAGCGACUCGUUCUGGUCACUUGCAUCAUGCAGGCUUGUUGAAUGAACGUUAUGCAGAUUUCCUUUUGGCUCUACGUUCCAAUGUCGAAGAGUCAAAAAGGGCGCUGAAGAUUUCGAUCAAAUGGUACAAGGAUUGGGGAGCCACCAGGAAAGUGAAAGCACUAGAGUCGAAGUUAAGUGAACUGGAGAAGUAG
Messenger RNA from Cylindrotheca closterium, 3384 nucleotides. Lineage: Eukaryota; Bacillariophyta; Bacillariophyceae; Bacillariales; Bacillariaceae. The record is from the annotation of a GenBank genome assembly.